Molecule: messenger RNA, 5361 nt
Organism: Boleophthalmus pectinirostris (great blue-spotted mudskipper)
Lineage: Eukaryota; Metazoa; Chordata; Actinopteri; Gobiiformes; Gobiidae
Gene: plekhg4b
Exons: 24
Coding region: 1-5124 (1707 amino acids)
Molecular function (GO): guanyl-nucleotide exchange factor activity
Source: RefSeq, a predicted model, not a curated record
AUGUUGUCGAUGAGGAAAAUGCACUCCAGGGCCAAGUCGCGGAGCUGUGACAACUACCUGAGUAUAAAGGACAGUGAAUCUUUGGACAAUUGCAUUCAGAGCACAUUAUCAGCCCUGUAUCGGCCCUUUGCAGCCACUGCCUCCACCGUCCUGUGGCAGCUCUUCAGUGUUGUGGAGAGACAGUACAGAGGGGACGGCCUUCGCUGCUUCAUAGACUUUUUGCUUCCAGCCAAAAGGAUCUUACAGAUAAUCCAACAAGAAACCAGCGCCAGAUUUAGAGGACUGCUCCUGUAUCAUGAAGGGUGGCCACUCUGCAUUCAAGACAAAGUGGUGGUGCAGCUCUCCCCUCUGCACAAAGUGAGACUGAAGCAAGGCGACUUCUACCUGCAGAUCGUCCCUUUAGGCCGAAAGACUGCAAAGCUUGUGAUAAAAUGUUUGUGUGUGAGUGGACAGGCCCUUGCAGAGAUCCCUAUUGCAGAGAGCAUGUAUGGCAGUAUCUUCACAGCUGAGUUCCUCCAGAAUGUAACACGUGACCGAAAUCUUUACCCGCUCCAGAACUGUCUACUGACCACCGGGACUGCCGUGUACAGGACCCCCUGGAAGAACGUGGUCAACCCUUUGUUUGUAAACAGCACAGCGGACGCUAUCAUGCAGGCGCGCAGUAUUGCCCGGGGAGGCUUCAGGGGACAUCUGAGCACCUGCAGCACUAGUGGAUCUACAGGGACUCUGGACAGCCAUCUUAGCUCUAGAGAGUCGCUUCACUCUCAAGGCACGGAUUCUAUUUUCUCUGAACCAAAUUCUCCAAACAGGAAUCAUAGACAAUCAUGUGAAAGCAAAGACACCUCUUCGAUCGUUAAUAAUAACACAAUACCUGAUGGGCACGAAGAUGGACGAGACAAAGCGUGCAAAACUCUCUCUUUUAGCACUGAUUUGAGUAACCCUGGCCCUCGCAGACGCUUGUCACGGGACUCAGUAGCAUUUGAAAGCAGGAGACUGUUCAGGAAGUCUUACAUGGAGGCGCUGCAGAAUCCAAUGGCUCUUGGUUCCAGCUCUGAGUCAAUCCUGGAGGAGAGUCCAGACCAGAGCACCAGUCCAACCCACAGGGACAGAGUUGGAAUGCCUAGCAACAGUCCGGACCUACGCAGCCCCCGGGAACACUUGCCCAGCAGACAGGGGGGCAGGGGGUGGUUGAGUGGGGAGGACAGGCCAAGUACCCCUCUGUUGUACCUCCAGAGGGGGCUCAAGGGUGGGGAUAGGCGCUCCAAAUCACUGGAGAGGACUAACAAGACGGGACAGGUCAAAGGUCACAGAGAGAGGUCCUCAUCAGGGGGAUCUGGCAGCAUUUCGCCCAAAAAACUCAUGAACGGAUAUGCACUUCGCUUUGGGAGAUUGGACGUAGAGGCGGCAUUUCAUCGCUCUGACAGAAGAGGCAGCAAAGACGAGCCAGCACAACAUGAAGGCAAUAGUGAAAGCAGAAGGCGCAAGCUCAGUGUGGAGGAGAUGAUGGGCCCCAAAUCUCCAUCAAACGGGGCGGUGGUCAGACUGUCCUCCACGUCAGGCGCUACACCUGCCGAAAACAUCACUCUGCCCACAUCAGCAUCAGAGGUCAACCAGGAACUGCUCAUGUCCGGGGCUGUCACACUACCAGGAAACCAGGACCGAGGGGGGCGGGCCGUGCUGCAGGUGUGCACCAGAGCACAGGUGUGGGGGGCUGAGAGCUGUAGAGCCUCAGACGUCACCUGUCUACUGGGCUACUUCCACUCCACUCUUAGAAAAGAGAGGCGGGACCAGGGCCUCACCGUUGUGGUAGAUGGCAGAAGACAGCAGCCCUGUGCGGCUCUGUUGUCAUCUCUGUCUGAAUUACAGAUUUUAAUACCAAAUGCACUUUAUAUAGUCCUUUUACUGGUGGAUAAAGAGACAGCAGCUAAGCCAGAGAGAGACUUCAUUGUUCAGACUGAGGUGCUUUCAUCAUUGAAGGCCUUGCAAAAGUAUAUUGACCAAACUCAGCUCACACGAGACCUUGAUGGUAGCUUCCCUUACGACCACAACCACUGGAUCAACUUCAGACAGAAAAUUGAACCGUUUGUCAGCAGUUGCAAUGCCGCCAUAUCAUCUCUUCAACAGUCUAUCAGCAUGCUCGGAAACAACAGUAGCCUAAAGACAUCCAAGGAGGUGUCUGACGUGAUGGAGAGACAGAAACAGUUGAUGAAGUGUGUUUUAGAUGACACAAGUUUGAACAGGCUGCGUCUCGAGGGGGGCACUGUCCUCGCACGCAUCAAGAAGGAAGAAGUUUGUGACAAUGAAAACUACAGGGAAACAAUUGAGAUGCUGAACACUCUGUACAACCGAGUAGAUGAAGAGGUCCAUAAACUUGUGAUUCUGUCGAACAAGGCUCAGAAGCAGCUGGAGAGUGUGCUGGAGGUGUGCAAGUUUGAGGAGCAGACAAACCAGAUUAAAAUGUGGUUUAGUGUAGAAGGAGAGAAGAACCUCACAUCUUUAGACUCACAAACUUUGAGUCUGAGUAAAAUCAAAGAGAUGAAAGAAGCUCUAGAGCGCUUUGCAGAGGAGUCCGUGCACCAACAGAGGCUCGGACUGCAGCUCGUGAAGGAAGCUCCAGAUUUACUUCCUGGUUCAGUUCUUAUCGACUUUAAGCAGCAUCUGGGCUCCAUCUUAAACCGAGUGGAGAGAAGGAAAAACCAGCUGGACAUACUCACCAACCUCUAUGAGUUUUAUGACUCGGCCAGUCAGUGGAUGGAUCAUUGCCAGGACUACUUCAAUCAACUGAACCUGGCCAGUGGGAAUAUUUCAGUUUCUCCCUGUGUGCUCCAGACUCUGCAGGAUUAUUACAAUGAAGCGUCCAAAUUUUCCUCUGACAACUUCAGCACUCUCAACCACAUGGUCCUGUCUUUGGAGAGCCCCCAGCAGGUGCAGAAGUGGAACUGCAUUUGGCACAAAUGUCAGAUGACCAAACAACAACUAGAAGAAACACUAUCGCGAGUUACAGCCUCUUCGGACUCCUCGGUUAUGGAUUCUUCUGAUUUUAUCACCACCGACCAGCACAAAACUAAGGGACUUUUAGUGUUACCUCCUCCUUUGCCUUUUGAGGACAAACCACAUUCAGCAGGACCCUUCUCUUGCCCCUCUAGCUCAGUUUCAACAAGUUUUAAUUUCCCCAGUAGUGAAAGAAAACUUAGUACAUCCAUGUUUGAGGACACGGACAGCGACUGCACGUUUGAUUCAAUUUCCUGCCAUUCCGAACCAGUUUACUCAGCUAAGUCCCGCCCACACAAGCCAAUGAAGAAGAUUAUGAAGAAGACAUUGAGUUAUGAGCUGACUCCCAGAGACAAUGGUCAUUCAGAUGCUAGUCAUGUUCAUGGAUAUACAGGGGUGUACAUUAAGGGACUGGAGGUGGCCAAUAAUGUUUCAGCGGAGAAGAAGCUGCAGAGACCUGAUGUGACGAGCCCCGCGUUGGGGCGCAGUCGGAGCAUGUCCACUCCCUCCAGAUUGCACAGCGCAGAGGGAGAUGCCAAGAAACAGAGCGGUAAAGUGCAGCACAUAAUGGACGAGAUGAUCUCCACAGAGCGGGAGUAUGUGCGCUCCCUCAGCUACAUCAUUGAGCACUAUUUUCCGGAAAUGGAACGCAUCGAUCUGCCUCAGGACCUCAGAGGGAAACGCUCCAUCAUCUUUGGGAACGUGGAGAAACUCUGGGACUUCCACAGCCAGUACUUCCUGAAGGAGCUUGAGUCCUGCGCUCACUCGCCUCUCUCUAUCAGCAGCUGUUUUCUCAGACAUGAGGAUCAGUUCGGUAUGUAUGCACUGUACAGCAAGAACAAGCCUCAGUCCGACGCCUUACUCUGCAGUCAUGGCAACGAGUUCUUUAAGAACAAACAGAUGGAGCUGGGGGAUAAGAUGGACUUGGCAUCAUAUUUGCUGAAGCCUAUCCAGAGAAUGAGUAAAUAUGCACUCUUACUGAAGGACUUGAUAAAGGAGUGCAGCCAGUCCCAGGAGCAGGAACUGAGCGACCUCCGAACUGCAGAGGAGAUGGUCAAGUUUCAGCUUCGCCAUGGCAACGACCUCUUGGCAAUGGACGCUAUCAGAGGCUGUGACGUCAACUUGAAGGAGCAGGGUCAGCUGCGCUGUCAGGACGAGUUCAUCGUGUGGUGUGGACGCAGGAAAUACCUCCGGCAUGUCUUCCUGUUUGAAGACCUCAUUCUUUUCAGCAAGACCAAAAAGAUCGAAGGAGGAUAUGACAUCUACAUCUACAAACAGUCCUAUAAGACAGCAGAAAUAGGCAUGACAGAGAAUGUAGGUGACAGUGGGCUGCGUUUUGAGAUCUGGUUCAGACGGAGGAAGUCACAGGACACAUUCAUACUUCAGGCCAGUUCUGCGGAGGUCAAAGCUGUGUGGACUGCCAUCAUUGGCAAGAUUCUGUGGAGACAAGCCCUGAGGAACAGAGAGUUGCGCAUGCAGGAGAUGGUUUCCAUGGGAAUUGGAAGCAAGCCUUUUAUGGACAUCAAGCCGAGCGACGCAGCUAUCAGCGACAGAGCCAUUGACUACAUCAUGAAAGGGUCAGAGUCCAGAACGCGAGCCUCCAUAGCAGUGCCUUUAUUUGAGUACUCCUCCUCAGUGAAGCGACCUCAUUCAACCAUCUCCAACAGCAGCACCUCUUCCUCAAGUAGCCACUCCUCCUCUUCUCUUUUGGGGUCUCUAAACCUGCACAUGUACACAUCCCCCUCCCACCCACACCCCCACCCCAUGUCCUGUGUCUCCCCAUUCGGACAGUGGCCCUACGACUGCAUAGAGGAAGAUGAACUGGAGCAGGACACUGGCAGCCAGCCCUCCAUGAUCAUGGAGAGCUCAGAGACGUCCUCCCAGUGCACGUCCAGUGACAGUGCCUCUGGUCUGAGUACACUGACUCUACCGGGAGCCCCCAGCCUGGCCCUAGACUCCUUCAAUAACAACACCAGUGAAUCAACCUCAUUCCUCUGCCCCUCCACCCCUCCCUCCUCCGUCAGCACUCCCUCCAUUUUUGAGAAAGACGAGGAUCUACAACCCCCGGGCACUAGCUUCAUCACAGCAAGCAAAGCGGCUCAAAUAGCACUGAGCCUCUCUACAAUGGUCUGACACUUUUAGCUCACUGUGAAGUCCCUGUGGUCAAAGUCCAUUGGUGGAGUGACGUCAGUGUGAAAAGUCUCAAAAAUGUUUUUUAGAUUUUCAGUUUUGACACUGGUGAUGUUACUUUUGGUACUUCAGUAAUUUGUACAUUUACUUCCCACACUUCAUUUGUUUAUAAUGUAGAUGAGUUUUAUGUAUUUUACACAGCAAUAGCACACAUUGUUGACUGCCCAUGUUUAAAGUUAA